Cantharellus anzutake is the source of this 1570-nucleotide messenger RNA. RefSeq lists its product as uncharacterized. The transcript has 4 exons. NCBI's taxonomy places the organism in Eukaryota, Fungi, Basidiomycota, Agaricomycetes, Cantharellales, Hydnaceae. Bases 62 to 1498 code for a protein of 478 amino acids. The record is from RefSeq and is a predicted model, not a curated record.
UGUAGGUUGUUUGCUUCGAGAAGUAGUUGGUUGGUCUUCGGUCGCUCUCUGUCGAUCCAGAAUGCUUGCUUCUCGCAGCUAUCGGGUUCACAUUGCGGGAGACUCCGAUACACGGAGCUCAAAGGUCCACCCCAACGCUCAACUUUCAUUUAAAACCCCUAUCAAACCAAAUAAUGGAAAGUCGGUUGGUUUUGGGACUGUCACUCGCACGAAUCUUAAAGAGAACGCGACCAAUCAUCGCCCACCCAGGACUGGUGGAAAGUCGAAUGUAUUUCCUAUGACUCCAGGGCUUAAAGAGCCACCACAAUCACUGCACCAAAACACGCUCAAAACCAAUAACAACGCCACAUUGAAAACCCAACACCAGAACACCACGAAAUCAUCGCGUUUGUUGAAUCUUACGAACAAUACACCAUACCCUUCUCGGUUGCUGCCUGUAUCACCUCUGGGCGGGACGGCCUCUCCAAUCAAGAUCCCCGCUCUUCUCACUACUGAUGGAUCGAUUUUGAAGGCAUCAGAAAGUACUAUUCCGCCCAGUCGUUCACGCCACAGUGCACGAUUGCCACGCCUUUCUGAUCAGAAUCAAGCUUUCCAGACUCCAGCACCGGAUGGAAGACGGGGGUUCUGGGAACACAGCAGUGAGGAUAUUAGUGCUGAAUCCACCAGUCUUAUGGGUGAUGGAUCGUCUCUUAUGGCCGGAGCCGAGUUUGAGGGUGAUGACGAAGUUGAAUAUAUGCCUCCUCCCGUUGAACCACUUCCCUUUGAUCCAGGAUUUGAUCUACCUGACUUCAAAGCACUUGGAGAGAGCUUGUGGAAGAUUGGCAACAUUGCUCAGUUCAACGCGUUCGACUAUGUGAAGCCUACCCAACCUCCUUUCGAGCUGGAAACUACUGGUAUGGACGAGAUGGAUGAGUUGAUACCAAAGUACCGUCUUCCUGAAGGAGGUGAUCAAGAGGAUUCAAUUGCGGCUCUUGCUCAGCUAUCGAGCUACCCGAUGCCGGAACACGCAUCCAAGGGUGAAUCAUCUCGUACAACCCCUGCCUCUGGUUCACGGGCGCUUGGCGCAGGUCGCUCUACAACCAACGCUCAGUCCAGUGCCUCGGCUGCGUCAAAGAAAAUCAGGUCACUUGCAUCUCACCAGAAAACGACACAGAUCCCAACAACUUCCCUCACAUCCUCACGCGCUACUACCGCUUCUCAAAGACAAACUCGUUCCAUGUCCGCUGCUGCAAAUUCAGGGACUGCGAUCCAGCCAGCACGUGUAACCCGAGGGGCAUCUCGUCCAGCCACUAUAACUGCAGUGAAGACCGGUUCCUCGACAAGCGCACCUCGUGGGAGGACUGCCGCUGUGCAGCCCAAGUCCAAGAUGGAGAAAGGAGCAGUGACUCGAACGAAAACGCAGGCUCGAAGGAACUUUAACCUGGAAGACAUAGUUCCUGACCUCAUGCAACCACAAGCAUGGAUUUGUGACGAUCCCUCCUUUCAAUUAUUGGACUGAAACGUACUUCGCUUGAUGAACUUUUAUAUCAUUUCGUAUCACACUUCCGUACAUAAUCAGCGCUUCUCCAUG